Carassius auratus (goldfish) is the source of this 1755-nucleotide messenger RNA. RefSeq names its product EF-hand domain-containing family member C2-like. Gene Ontology annotation, cellular component: microtubule. Lineage: Eukaryota; Metazoa; Chordata; Actinopteri; Cypriniformes; Cyprinidae. Gene Ontology annotation, biological process: regulation of neuron projection development. The record is from RefSeq and is a predicted model, not a curated record.
GUUAUCUUGGCGACCAGUUUUCAUCAGUCUGGGCUCGUCCUGCUCUGAGAAAACCUACAUUACUUGCUACCAAUAAUGGCCUUACCAAUGUUACCUGGAAAUUCAGUCAAAAGAAAUCUUGGAAAAGACAAAUUUCACAAAUCUCAGCAUUUUGAUUAUUCAAAUGGAGUAGCCAUGAUGGUUGGGUCAGAGAAGCCAGGCAUUGGAGGAGAACUUCUCCUGGGGCAGGGCACAAGACCCAAGUAUUCACUUUUUCCAAAGGGAGAGGGCAGCAAUGCUCCUGCAUGGGUUGCUUUUGACAAACAGGUCCUGUGUUUUGAAGCUUAUUUCCAAGAAGCUGUACCUCAGAGGAGGGAAGAAAAAUAUAGAGUUAGAAAGUGCAAGAUUUACUUCUAUCUGGAGGAUGACACCAUACAAGUAGUGGAGCCAGAGCUCAAAAACAGUGGGAUCCCACAGGGAACCCUGAUUCGGAGGCACCGCAUUCCUCUCCCAGCUCCUAAAGAUGAUUGCUUCUACAAUGUGCACCAUUUUAACAUCAAUCAGGAAAUAGUGUUCUAUAACAGAACCUUUAUGAUUACGGACUGUGACCCCUUCACACGCAACUUCUUGAUAAAAAUGGGGGUGCGCCUAAUCCCCCCUGCUUCCACGCCAGCAGAUCCCUAUUCCACACAUCGACAAGAGAUGGAGGAGAACAUGAAGCCACUGCGGCCGUAUGAAAGAAUAGAUACCCUGAAGCAGUUUUUGGAACAUGACCGCAAAGUCUUGCGCUUCUACUGCUACUGGGAUGAUACUGAGAGGAUGUUUGGAGACCCCAGAGAGCUGAUCUUGCAUUACUUCCUGGCAGAUGACACAAUGGAAAUUUACGAAGUUGUCCUUCCAAACUCUGGUCGAGAUGCUGUCCCUAAAUUUCUGCACAGGGGAAAGCUUCCCAAGCAUGCUCCUAUUCCCAAACGCCAGCCUGGAGAAAUAACAGACCGCACAGUCCUCAAUGUAUUCGGACCGGUCGGACAAGGAGGACGCUACAUUUUGGAUAGCCUCAAGACUGGAGCAGUAGAAGAAGAAUUCUACAAAGACUGUGACCUGACCAUUGGAGGCGUCAUUAAUGUGUGGGGUCGUAGGAUGUUAAUUUGUGACUGCGACAACUUCACUAAAGAGUAUUAUCGGUCUAAAUAUGGCAUUGAGGACUUCACACCUGUCUCAUACCAGGCCUCGCUCCCUCCUAAAGCAGCCAGACAGGUGCCACCCUACACUGGAUUUGGAUCUGAGGAAGAUUCGCUGUGCUCCUGUCAGGGCUUGUUGCCUAAACCUCCACAGAAGGAUUUCAAGAAGCUUAUGGAAAAAGACAGGCAAGGUCUGGUAAGCAAUGUGUUGAGAUUUGUGGCGAAAAUGCUUACAGACAGUCCUGUGGACAAAGAACGUGUUUUUAUCAUAUAUGUCUACCUCAGCGAUGAUACCAUAGCGGUCUUUGAACCUCCUCAGAGAAACUCAGGUGUGAUUGGGGGUAAGUUUUUAAAGAGAGGUCGGGUAAAGAAGCCAGGACAGGAGCUGUUUAAGAGUGAGAUGUCUGAGUAUUUCACAGCUCAGGAUUUGUAUGUGGGAGCUCGGCUGGAUCUGAACAAUUCAGCCUUCCAGCUGCUGGAUGCUGAUGAAUUUACAUUCAGUUACAUGGAGCAGCAUGCAGAGGAGUUCCCCAAGGCCAAUAUUGGCACCAUUAUUAGCAAGGUAAAAUCCAUUAGUGAGGAAGAGCAGAAGAAA